Physeter macrocephalus (sperm whale) is the source of this 988-nucleotide messenger RNA. It is a transcript of the gene TM2D1, whose product is annotated as TM2 domain containing 1. The transcript is spliced from 7 exons. Bases 8 to 649 code for a protein of 213 amino acids. Gene Ontology annotation, biological process: apoptotic signaling pathway. The record is from RefSeq and is a predicted model, not a curated record. Gene Ontology annotation, molecular function: amyloid-beta binding; G protein-coupled receptor activity. Lineage: Eukaryota; Metazoa; Chordata; Mammalia; Artiodactyla; Physeteridae.
GGAAGUUAUGGGGGACGCGCCGGUCCCCAGCAUGGCGGCCUCUAGGCCCUCCGGGCAGGUUGCGUCCGAGAUUGCUGCUGCUCGGCUCCUGGCUGUCCUGUGGGUCGUGUCAGUAACCACGGGACCUUGGGGAGCUGCCGCCGGCGGUGGCGAAGAAUCACUUAAGUGCGAGGACCUCAAAGUGGGACAAUAUAUUUGUAAAGAUCCAAAAAUAAAUGAUGCUACACAAGAACCAGUUAACUGUACAAACUACACAGCUCAUGUUCCAUGUUUUCCAGCACCUAACAUAACUUGUAAGGAUUCUGGUGGCAAUGAAACACAUUUUACUGGAAACGAAAUUGGUUUUCUCAAGCCCAUAUCUUGCCGAAAUGUAAAUGGCUAUUCAUACAAGGUGGCGGUUGCACUGUCUCUUUUUCUUGGAUGGUUGGGAGCAGAUCGAUUUUACCUUGGAUACCCUGCCUUGGGUUUGUUAAAGUUUUGCACUGUAGGAUUUUGUGGAAUUGGGAGCCUAAUUGAUUUCAUUCUUAUUUCAAUGCAGAUUGUUGGACCUUCAGAUGGAAGUAGUUACAUUAUAGAUUAUUAUGGAACCAGACUUACAAGACUGAGUAUUACCAAUGAGACAUUUAGAAAAACGCAGUUAUAUCCAUGAAUAUUGUUUAAAAGAAACAGAUUUUGGCCUCCUUGAUUUUAAUAGAGAACUCUCAGUGUGUAGAUUUCCAGAUUUUCCUUUUUCCAUCUUCAUAUACCACUUUACGGAUUCUGUUUAAUUUUUUGUUGUUGCUGUUGUUUUUGUUUUGUUGUCUUAGUUAAAAACAUAUUAUUCUGAGAUUUAUUUAAUAGAACUUUGAGAUUUAUAUGAUAAUAGAGUCUUUCUUAGGCUACUGUCUCUAUGAGAUAGAUAGCUUAUUACUCUGAUAUUGAUGUGUUUUCCAAAGGCAAGUUGCCACUUGUCCUUUUUGCUUCUGAAAAAUAAAAGUAUGACUUAUUC